This is a messenger RNA of Exophiala xenobiotica, 2001 nucleotides long. Its product is annotated as acetoacetate-CoA ligase. Bases 1 to 2001 code for a protein of 666 amino acids. Gene Ontology annotation, molecular function: acetoacetate-CoA ligase activity. NCBI's taxonomy places the organism in Eukaryota, Fungi, Ascomycota, Eurotiomycetes, Chaetothyriales, Herpotrichiellaceae. The record is from RefSeq and is a predicted model, not a curated record. Gene Ontology annotation, biological process: lipid metabolic process. Gene Ontology annotation, cellular component: cytosol. The transcript has a single exon.
AUGUCUCCAGACGUGGUUUAUCGACCUCCACCUGGUCUUCGCACCAGUCUCGACGACUUUCGUGACCGGAUCAAUCGCGAAUUCGGCCUCUCUCUGAACGACUACUAUGACUUACACGACUUCUCUAUUCGACGGCUUAACGACUUCUGGAUGUCCCUUUGGAACUACUUGCCUGUUAAGGCCUCUGUUCAGCCGAGUCGAGCCGUGGACGAGUCGAUAACGAUUGAUCAAUUUCCUUCCUUCUUCGAGGAGGCACGUAUGAACUAUGCGGAGAAUAUGUUGGCGAAGGAUGACGACAGCAUUGCUUUGAAAUGCAUGUCCGAAGCAGCUCUGACGCCGAGAGCAGUUACUUGGACCGAACUAAGAGAGCUGGUGCGCCGUUGUGCCGACGCAAUGAAGGCUUCGAACGUCUCGAGAGGCGAUGUCGUCUGCGUGAUUGGAGGCAGCACGGACUUGUCACUGGCACUGCUGCUAGCGUCCGCUUCUCUGGGUGCAAUUUGCUCCUCUUUUGCAACCGAUGCAGGAGAACGAGUCUUGCUUGAUCGAAUCGGACAGUUCCGUCCGAAGCUGGUCUUCUCGGAUUCCGCAUAUCGAUACAACGGCAAACGUCACGAUAUCUCACAGCGCAUAACCAAAGUGUACUCCUCCCUACAGAAGGCGCCUGGGGCUUCCCUAGUCUGCACGUCGGCUGAGACACCCGAUGGUUGGCAGUCGCUGGAAGCCUUUUAUCGUCGUGGCACAGGCAGACCACUGAGCUUCGAGCAGUUGCCUCCUUCACAUCCAUUGCUCGUGGGCUUCUCGUCCGGCACGACCGGAACGCCGAAGGGAAUCGUCCACUGCCAUGGCGGGCUAGUCAUCAACGGCAUGAAGGAGAAUUUCCUCCACCGAAACUUUGGCUCGCAGAGGGAGGUGUAUUAUCAUUACUCAGGUAUCGGGUGGAUUUUAUGGAACAUCAUGCUAGGUGCACUGAUGACUGGAACGACACUCGUUCUGUACGAUGGCUCUCCAUUCUAUCCCUCACCACAACGGUGUCUCGAAGCUGUGUUUGCCGCCGGUACGACUGCGUUCGGCGCGGGGCCUCGAUACUUCUCCGAAUUGCAGAAAGCCAACGUCAAUCCCAAACCGUUCACCAAGAAACUGAAAAUGGUCCUGUCUUCAGGCGCGAUCUUGACAGAAUCACAGUCGAAAUGGAUCUCGGCUGCAUUUGGCUCACCCUGCCAAGUUUCCUUCAGUGGAGGCACAGAGCUGUGUGGCAACUUCAUUGACGGCACCUUGAAUCUCCCUGCCUACGCCGGAGAAAUGACCGUCAAAGCACUGGGCAUGGACAUUGACAUCUUCGAUGCCGAAGGUCAUCCAGCGAAACCCGGCGAAAGUGGGGAGCUGGUCUGCAAAAAGCCAUUCCCAAAUAUGCCGGUCUCCUUCUGGAACGACCCGGGCAAGAAAAGGUAUAGCGAAACUUACUUUUCGACGUUUCCACACGUCUGGAGACAUGGAGAUUUCAUAAAAAUGAACCCGGAGACAAAGACACUGGUAAUAUUGGGCCGCAGUGACGGUGUAUUGAACCCUUCAGGCAUCCGCUUCGGCACUGCCGAGAUCUACUCCAUCAUGGAGCGCGAGUUUGCGGAUCAGAUACUGGACAGCAUAUGUGUAUCGCAGCAGAGACCGAGCGACGAUGUCGAGCGAGUCUUUCUCUUCGUACGUCUGAAGCAGGAAGACCGCUUAUCACCUUCUUUGGAUAAAGCCAUCCGCGAUCAAAUCGCAAGGGACCUGAGUCGACGGCAUGUGCCGCAGUACAUCUUCGCGAUGCCGGAGUUACCUUAUAAUGUGAACGGCAAGAAGCUCGAGAUCCCUCUGAAAGGUGUGCUCUCUGGUGGCAAAGACUUCCUGGCAAAGACUCGCAAUACUGCGGAGGAAAAGGCUGUCCUUGAGCAAUAUUUGCCGUACCACGAGGUUGAACAGCUACUGGCCGAACAGAAAGGACCGAUCAAGGCCAAGUUGUAA